Hemibagrus wyckioides is the source of this 3844-nucleotide messenger RNA. RefSeq lists its product as uncharacterized. The transcript has 2 exons. The coding region runs from base 582 to 1235 and encodes 217 amino acids. Lineage: Eukaryota; Metazoa; Chordata; Actinopteri; Siluriformes; Bagridae. The record is from RefSeq and is a predicted model, not a curated record.
CUGCGCAUGCAUAUAAUAGACCAUAAAAUUGUUGCUAUAUAUAUAUAUUUUAAUUCAACUUUUCUAUUACCCAAAGGCAAAUCCUGCUUUAGAGGUCAGUGGGUGUUUUAAUUUAUCUGCACUGACGUCAUACAUGUGAGCGACUGCCUCAUGUUGUUCCAUCCGUAGUUUACGUUUUCCUGCUUUACUUGGCCGGUCAUGCAUAGCAAGAUGCUGAGGACACUGUCUGUGGCUUUGGCAAGCACUGCAGAUUCACUGAGUCCAGUGAAAACUUCGAAACUUCCCACAUUCCUCAUCAGUCUCUUAGAUCCUCGGACUGGGAACAGGAAUUGUGCUGGACAUUUCUGCAUUGAUAAAGCAUAGCAGAAGACCCUACUCUGGUGCCUGUCUGAGGCCAUGCCAGCUGUUUAUGGCAGCGCUCUCACUGUCAGCAUCCCUACAGAAGUUUUUCUAUAAUUUUCAGUAGGACAAAGCCAUUUAGACAGGUUACUACAUGCAACCUAACAGAAAGACAUAACUCUCAGUGGAACGUAGCAGCAAGGCUGCAAAAACCUAACCCUUGCAAUUCUAGCUUUGCAACAAUGACAGAGAUGAAUCUUUUGGGUCAUAUGGGCGCUGUUGCUCUGUACUGUGUCUUGUCUCUGGUCAUGCCGGCGAUCCUGCGUGCUGAGUUUACUCUGGCCAGUGUGAGUGAGCACCACAUCAUCAUCUGUACCUGCAUGCAGGACCUGGUAGCCUGCAGCAUUAUCAACUCCAGUGAGUGUGUUUGUCACAACCAUCCAUUCUCCCUGCUGGAGCACAGCGACAGCCCCAGCACAGUGACUUACAAGCGUCUGACAGUGUGGUACACUUCACCACUCAACGUUGCACGCCUGCUGAACAACUCAGAGGUCCGCCACCUGGCUCUGGCCAAGUGCAACUCAGCAGGAGGUGCUUCGCUGUCUGUUCACUACUUCACAGUGAGGAGGCUGGAGAGACUGUAUGUCUCAUACCCAUUCUGGAUGCCUGGGCAGAACCAUGAUGUUGUGCUGGGGAGAGAUAUGGGCAUGCCUUACCAUGAGGAGCCCAGGAUAGCUGUUAUUCACACGGAUGUGUUGGUGGGAAAGGCUGAGUUGAAAGCAUACACAGUUAAAACCGUAGUGGACAGCAAUGGCCUGACUCCAUUCCCUGAAAUGUUUAUGCCUAUGGAUGAACUUCCAGAAAUGUCCAGCAUAUUUGUAUCUUUCUUGUACUAAGUGGCAUUUGGUUAAAAAGAUUCUUAGAGACUAUAUUUUAUAUAUAUAUAUAUAUAUAUAUAUAUAUAAUAUACCUUUAAUGAAGAAAGAAAAAUUCUUUAAAUGCACACAUUAAAUCUAAUAUUCUUUGGGUUGUUUCAUCUGGGAGAUCCCUAAUCAAGAAAUGGGAUUAAGUUAACUACCCUAGUGUAAAAGAAGUAUGGAAUACACUGAUCAGGCGUAACAUUAUGACCACCGAGAAGUGACAUGAAUAAAACUGAUUAUCUCCUUAUCAUGGCACCUGUUAGUGGGUGGGAUAUAUUAGGCAGCAAGUGAACAUUUUGUCCUCAAAGUUGAUGUGUUAGAAGCAGGAAGAAUGAGCAAAUUGUGACGGCUAGACGACUGGAUCAGAGCAUUUCCAAAACUGCAGCUCUUGUGGGGUGUUCCCGGUCUGUAGUGGUUAGUAUCUAUCAAAAGUCCUGUACGUCUGUUAAGUCCUGUUGAGACUUAAAGGAUCUGCUGCUUACAUCUUGGUGCCAGAUACCACAGCACACCAUCAGGGAUCUAGUAAAGUCCAUGCCUCAAUGGAUAGGGGCUGUUUUGGCAGGAAAAGGGGGACCAACACGAUAUUAGGCAGGUGAUCAUAAUGUUACGCCUGAUCGGUGUAGGUCUAUAUAAUUCAUUAAUUUAUUGUUGUUAAUUGUUAAUUUAUUGGGAAAUAAUCUAGACAUAACUGGAAAGGGCAAGUCUGGAUAACUCAAAUGAAGCACUUAUCUUGUAGCACACCUGCAAUUAUCCAGUCAGCAAAUUAUUUGGCAGUAGAACAACGCAUACCAUCAUGCAGAUACAUGUCAACAGUCUCAGUUAAGUUUCACAUCAAACAUUCGAUUGUGGCAUGGUUAUUAGUGCCAGAUGUGCUUUUUUGAGUAUUUCAGAAACUGCUGAUCCCCUAGGAUUUUCACACAUACCAGUCUCUGGAGUUUACAAAAAAAUAAAGUGAAAAAACAUCCAGUGAGGAUCAGUGUGGGAUGAAGAAUCUUGUUAAUGUAAGAGAUCAGACUCACUGAACUGAAGUUUGAAAGAAGAUUGAAACAAAUGUUGCUUGAUCUGACAAAUCUCCAUACUCCAGAAUCUGGAGUCAACAGCAUGAAUCCAUAGACCCAAUCUGUUUAGUGUCAAUAGUUUAGGGUGGUGGUGAAGGUAGGGGGAUGGUGUGGGGAUGCACUGACACACAUUGGCUCUUUAAUACCAUUUCAACAUUGUUUAAAUGCCACAGCUUUUUUGUGUAUUGUUGAGUAUCAGAUUUUCCAUCAUAUAAUGGCUACUUGAUUAGCAGCAGGAUCAUGUGCCAUGAAGCACAAAUCAUCUCAAACUAGUUCCACAAAUAACACAACCUGGGGACAUCCAUGUCAUGAAAAAUUGAGUAGUACACACUAGUUCCUAAUAAAGUGACAAUAUAUACUUACUGUCCCAUAUCUACUAGAAGACAAAUCUAGGCUCAUGAUAACUUAAAGUCUUAUGGAAACUGCUUCACCAAACAAGUGCACCUGCCUUAAUAAAACACUUGUCCACUCAAAUCUGAGCGUGAUUAAUGAAAAUGUCAGUAAAUGCAAACAUUCAGGUAUCUUAUGGCUUUGCUGUGUGAAUUUUUUUUUAAAGUUUAAUUGCCAAAUGUUCUGCGUUUUCAAAAAAUUGUACAUCUGCUUCACUGACAAGCUUCAUUGCCACCAGUCACCAAUACUGACACUGUACUCUGUACAAAUAAGUACUCUGAGCAUACAGUUGUAAAGACUGUUAAAGUUCACAGACAGUAAAACAAUUCAUAUAUACAGUCAUCUGUAAUCCUUUGCAAAAUAUCUCAGCAUUGGACAAAAAGAAAAAAAGAAGAUGCUCGCAAAAGUAAUGACAAUAUGUUUAAAACAGGUCCCUGGGUUAGUCCCAUACAGUCCUGAUGAUGUUUAUAUAUGAAAAGUCUAUUGCUUAAUAUACAGCAUUCUUGGAUAUGUAUCAUUUGAUAUAGAUUUGCUCAUUUCUGAUGUUCACAGAAGUAUAAGAGUGAAGGUAUUCUGCAAAAUUACAUAUACACUGAUCAGCCAUAACAUUAUGACCACCUGCCUAAUAUUGUGUUGGUCCCACUUUUGCUGCCAAAACAGCCCUGACCCCUCAAAGGCAUGGACUCCACUAGAUCCCUGAAGAUGUUAGCAGCAGAUCCUUUAAGUCCUCUAAGUUGCAAGAUGGACCUCCAUGGAUCGGACCUGUUUGUCCAGCACAUCCCACAGAUGCUCGAUUGGAUUGAGAUCUGGGGAAUUUGGAGGCCAAGUCAACACCUCAAACUCAAACCAUGUGCACCCUGAAUGAUCUGCAGCUAUGUGGCCCCAUAUGCAACAAACUGUGAUGCACUGUGUAUUCUGACACCUUUCUAUCAGAACCAGCAUUAACUUCUUCAGCAGUUUGAGCAACAGUAGCUCGUCUGUUAGGUCGGACCACACAGGCUAGCCUUCGCUCCCCACAUGCAUCAGUGAACCUUGGCUGCCCAUGACCCUGUUGCCAGUUCACUACUGUUCGUUCCUUGGACCACUUUUGAUAGAUACUGACCACUGCAGACCGGGAACACCCCACAAGAGCUGCAG